AUGACUGACCUCCACCCUGUUUUGUCUCGACUGGGUCUUGCCCAAUAUGUCGAGAGAUUUAGCGAAGAAGGCUUUGAGACUUGGGAAACCGUCCUGGACAUUACCGAAUCAGAUUUGGAUACUUUGGGGGUAAAGCUUGGACAUCGCCGGGUAUUGCAAAGAGAGAUAGCCCAGACGCAGGGUGUGACUAUGGAGCAAUUGCAUUCGUCCUUCAGAUCAGGCCAUCGCGAUCAUCGUCAGAGUAAUGGAGGAGAUGAGAGCAGGACAGACGGCCAGGACGCUACAGGCGCAGGGGGCAAAAGAAAAUAUCGGCGUCACCCCAAGACCGAUGAGAAUGCGCCUGAAAGACCACCAUCUGCCUACGUCAUAUUCUCGAAUAAGAUACGAGAAGAACUGAAACCCGAAAAUCUGUCGUUCACGGCCAUUGCCAAAAGAGUAGGUGAGCGCUGGCAAGAUGUCUCGGCAGAAGAGAAGGAGCCAUACGAGUCUGAAGCCUCCGCGGCGAAGGAGAAAUACCAUGCCGAAAUGGCGGAUUAUAAAACCACCAGGUCCUACAGAGUGUACCAGCAGUACUUGGCGGAAUUUAAAGCCAAGCACGCUACGAAUUCGGGUGGGAAACGGCCAAAGCUCACCCCAGAAGAAACCCAGGAGAGUACAACUAGCAGUGGGAGUGCGGAAUGCCAGCUUGAUGGCAUAGAGUCUUUGUCUGGCAGUAGCGAUCUCAUGCACCGGAGAGUCGGAUCCGUGAGUUCAGGGGGCCUCUAUUCAGCCACUAGUGGACUUCCAUCACCUACAAGUGUUACUUCCGGGGCAGCUGUACGACGUGGAGGUCUGUCAUCCCUUACUCCGCUCGGCAAUACGUCGCCGUUGUCCGCGUCGCCGUCCACACCGUCGGCUCGCAGAGAGUCUUCGACUAGCCAACUGUUUCAUAACUCUGCCCAGGGUCGGCCUUCCGCUGAAAGACAGGAUGAACGAAUGGCGAUGACAUCCUCAGGGCCAGACCAGAGCUAUACCCGCAUCGUGGCACUCGAGAGCAGGGAAGCGCGGAAAUUGCAAGGACAUGGUUCAGGACCGUUCAUUGAACCAAGAAGGUCCGGAGGUCGAAGGAGCCCGCUUGAAAGUCCACGGCGGUCCGCUCGUGUUCCUACACAACCUCAGGAUGUUCCAUCAGAUUCAUCCAAAUCGUCGAUAGGUUCCACGUUGUUGAGUACUGGCACUGCUGCUUCAUCGCUCUACUCGCCUGCCUCGUUUGACGGAGAAAGGAAAUCUGCAUUGUCUCUCCCACCACUCGGCUCGAAUCCGAGCAGUAAGGGUUCGUCGUACGCUGAACCAGCCGCUCGACCAACUCUGCAACCACUUGCUAGCCGGACAGCAUCAUCGUUCGCUCCGGAUCAGCCUGCACAGUCUCCAUUCAAUUCAUCCUCAUCCACAGGUAUGAAGUUCGAGUCUCUUCAACUCCCACUACCAUACAACAUCUCAUUUGGCCAACAUCCGUUGCCACGACCCGACAGCGGCGGUAAACUGGCUAACCUAUUCGAUCUUCAAGAUACCUCGCGGAAGAGGAAUUCACUUCGCGAUUUAAGUCUUGAGCAUGAGCAAGGGGUGGCUACUCCACCGAUCCCACAAGGUCCUCCCGAACCUCGGCACCCUCCGCAUCAUCCCAAUCUACCAUCCUUCCCCUCCCUCUUACGUGAUGACACUCAUGAACCAUUUCCUCACGAUGCGGAUCCACUCGCGGUCCUUGCUUAUGCUGGACGAAUUGUUGGACGUGAACGCGGAACUCCACGACCACAUUGA
This is a messenger RNA of Letharia columbiana, 1797 nucleotides long. RefSeq lists its product as uncharacterized. Gene Ontology annotation, biological process: regulation of gene expression. The transcript is spliced from 6 exons. Gene Ontology annotation, cellular component: nucleus. Lineage: Eukaryota; Fungi; Ascomycota; Lecanoromycetes; Lecanorales; Parmeliaceae. Gene Ontology annotation, molecular function: protein binding. The coding region runs from base 1 to 1797 and encodes 598 amino acids. The record is from RefSeq and is a predicted model, not a curated record.